Messenger RNA from Cydia splendana, 2157 nucleotides. RefSeq lists its product as uncharacterized. The record is from RefSeq and is a predicted model, not a curated record. Bases 1 to 2157 code for a protein of 718 amino acids. Lineage: Eukaryota; Metazoa; Arthropoda; Insecta; Lepidoptera; Tortricidae. The transcript is spliced from 3 exons.
AUGUUAGACGACGGGGCCACAGGUUCGUUUAUUGAGCAAGAUAUCGCCGCGCAAAUAGGUGCCUGUGGACCCGAGAGACGCAUGAGGACGUGGAGCCCGCAGUCUCAGACCUCUGCGCCGGUUCCGGAGGCAUCCGCGCAGAUUUUAGAGGAAAAAGAAGAUACAAAGGAAGAAAAAGAAGAUAAAAAUAAAAAGAAUAUUAUGUCUCACCUCACUACUGGGAAUCACGCGCGGCUGAUGCCAACUGCAUUAGUGCAAGUAUACGCUGAGAACGGAGAAAAACACUUGAUGAGAGCGCUGUUGGACCCAUGCUCACAAGAGUCUUUUAUAACUGAGGCCGCAACACAAAAGCUUCGUUUACGACGUACCUCAGUCAGUGGGCAUGUCACGGGAGUUGAGAAAAUGAAGACUACGCUCAAGUAUGUAACAGAAAUAGAGUUCUCAUCAAGAAUCGAGCUUAAGAUGAAGAUGAAGGCAACUACUUACGUUGUACGUCACAUCACCGACAUUAUGCCGGAGAAUGAAGUCAAGAUGGAAAACUGGAAGCAUGUCGAGAAGUUGUGCCUCGCAGAUCCAACAUGUCACACUCCAGGUCACAUCGACUUGCUUUUAGGAGUCGAAGUUUGGAGCGAAGUUAUUAAACCUGGAGUGAUCAAUGGCCCCUCAGGAACACCUGUAGCACAAGAUAGUCACCUGGGGUGGAUAGUUUGCGGAAAUGUGAGGACAGAGAACACUGCCACAAAAAACAUCGUCAGCAUGAAUCUUAACGUUGAUCUUAACAACAUGCUGAAGAAGUUCUGGGAGUUAGAAACCAUAGAAGAAGAAAGUACUACACUAACCUCAGACGAAAAGAAGGCAGAAGACAUUUAUGAGAAGACACACAAAAGAAAAGAAGAUGGUCGUUACGUGGUCAGGUUGCCAUUUAGAGAAGAACCACCUGUGCUACCACGUGACUCACGAGAGAUAGCAGUGAAGAGAUGGAUGUCGCUAGAAAGAAGAUUAGAUAAGAAUCCAAAAUUGAAACAAGAUUACAACGACGUCUUACAAGAGUACAUAGAUCUGCAACACAUGACGAAAGUAGAUGAUGAAGAAAGAGCCGAGAAUUGCGUGUACCUACCACAUCAUGCUAUUGAAGUUAAUGACGCAGAUACAAAUUAUCAAAGAAUUGUUUGGAGAAGUGAUGCUCAAAAACCGGUAGAAGACUACAAACUACUUACCGUUACCUUCGGGACCUCUUGCGCUCCCUACCUGGCCAUCAAAACCUUACGUCAAGUUGCGAUAGAUGAGGGUCAAGAGUAUCCUGAAGCGCAGCGUAUAAUACUAGAGGAUUUCUACAUGGAUGACGUCCUGGGGCAUGAAACAGAAGAUGAAGCUAAAAGAAAUCAGAAAGAAAUCACAGCAAUUCUCAAAAAGGGUGGGUUUGAACUUCAAAAGUGGAGUUCAAAUAGUGAAGCAUUCAUGCAAGAGAUUGAACCUGUAAAACGAUCACCAAAGGCCCAAAGAGAAGUAGAUGGAAGAGACAGUAUUAAGACUUUGGGUAUAAUUUGGAACACUAAAGAAGAUAAAUUACAAAUAACGAAUAAUUUGAAAGACUUACCUGAACAACCAGUCACGAAGAGGAAUGUUUUAGCAGAUAUAGCAUCAUUAUUUGAUCCGGUGGGUUGGCUGGCGCCUGCGGUAGUCAUCGCUAAAACAUUCAUGCAAGAAUUAUGGCAGUUAGGUGUUGGUUGGGACGAAGAACUCGCAGAUGACGUGAAGGAAGAGUGGCUGAAGUUUAGAAAAGAAAUUCCUGCAUUGACAGAAGUAAAGAUAAAUCGCUGGAUACAUACCAAUGCAGACAGAAGCUCGAUUGAGGUUCAUGGAUUCGCUGACGCCUCGAUGAGCGCUUACGCAGCAGUAAUAUACGUCCGAGCCAUCGACACAGACGGGCAAGUACAAGUAUCUCUACUCACGGCUAAAACGAAAACAGCGCCUUUGAAGCAAAUAUCCAUGCCAAGAUUGGAGAUGUGCGCUGCGGUUCUGCUGUGUAGACUUCUGAAACAUGUUGUAAGCAUAUUAAAAGUUGAAAAACAUCAAGUAUUUGCCUGGUCAGAUUCACAAGUUGUACUGUCAUGGAUAAAAGGCGACCCAGGUCGAUGCCCAAGUAGCACAGAUUAG